GGCGAGGCAACCACUUUGAGUCACAUGCUACAUUUACUGUGUUGUUAAAAAUUAAAGUUUAAUUUAUAACUAUUUUAUUCAGUUGGUUUAACUGAUGGGCAUAUAAGGAUCUUAAAGUUGUUUUCGUACAAAAUGGGGCGACACAUCCCAUUUCUUCUGCUCAUCCGGUUUCCGUCGUAUUCCUCAUCUUGGUCAAUCCAUCGAAAUCUAUCGCCCUUGUCGUCAUACAACGUCUGCUGGAAAUGUGGGACCCAAAACCAGAAUUUUGCAUCAUUGUCUUCGUCGCAGCCACGCCGUUCACGCCCGCCUCCCAUGUCGAAAAAGGAUAGACGACUCAACCGCGAGGCCGAAACGCCGGUUUAUGAGUACAACAAAAUCAACGUGACGAAGAACAGGUUAUACGUUUUUGGCACCGCAUACCAUGGGGAGAUUGGACUAGAAACCCUCAUCAGACCCAAGGACCCAGACACAAAGACACACCUCUUCAUGUGGAAACCUGUUCGACACAAGUUUGCUGAAUUUCAUGACCUGACUGAUAUCGUGGCUGGCCAUGGAUUCUCUCUUUUCUCAAUCAAGCCUAAAGGUGAAAAUUCACCGUUUGUUUUUGGUUGUGGGAGGAAUGGGUCAUCUCAAUUAGGCUACCAAGCUGCGAGGAAAGAUGGUCCGCUAGAGACGUUGUUAUCCAUAGUCCCCCUUCCCAUCUCCGGGGGAAAGAACUCUCGUGUCUUAGCCAUUGGCGCAGGUCGUGCCCAUUCGCUUGUCUCCGUCCGAGGGGAGGGUCUCUUCAGUCUGGGAGACAACUCGAGUGGUCAGUGCGGAAGACGAGUGAUCACAGACGAGGCCUACUUUGGUUCCAAAUAUGUUCACAAGUUUAACAGGUUCAAGGAAGACGAAGUAGUGGCGAUUUCCUCAAGAUUUGAUGUCUCGAUAUGCGUGACACAGAGUGGUCGAGUGUUUACUUGCGGGACAAACAAUAAGGGCCAGCUUGGCCGUGGGAAAGACAAUAAAUUCUGGGAUUUUCAACAAGUGGGCGGGGAUUUACAGGGAGAAUGUGUGAAGAAAGUGGUCACAUCUGGUUCCAGUGUCAUUGCCCUCACUGAGAACGGUCAACUUUUUUCGUGGGGUUGCAACGAAGUGGGCCAAGCAAAUCCGAACGAACCUGGCAAGAUUUUAUAUCACCCUCAAUAUGUCAAGCUGCCUCCUGGAAUUGAUAAGGUGAUCGACAUUGCAAUGGGAGACUACUUUGCCUUUCUGCUCAAUCAACAAGGGAACGUUUAUGUAUGGGGCUAUGGGUCAAGUUUAGGCCUUGGUCCAACCACGACUCGGGUUAAGACACCCACCCAACUCCCACCCCCACUUUUUGGGUGUAACCAAUUUUCCCCGGAUGUCCAAGUUGUCAACAUAGCUGCCAGUUUCAUGUACAAUGCAGCAAUCAACUCUUUGGGGGACUUGUAUACUUGGGGUCAGGACCAGAAUGGAUGUCUUGGGCUGGGAAAAAUGAAGCAUCAAUAUUUUCCACUUCGAGUUGGUCUUGGUGGGGCGGCGAGAAAAAUUAGUCUAGGUAUUGAUCAUAGCUUAGUCAUUGCUCGGGGUGGUGCUUAACUUUAAUAGAAGUAAAGACGACGGAGUUUAAAUAAUUUAAUUGUUCUGAAUAAAAGUGGUAUUUAUAUUUUCUCAUGAAA
Folsomia candida is the source of this 1682-nucleotide messenger RNA. RefSeq names its product RCC1-like G exchanging factor-like protein. The coding region runs from base 133 to 1602 and encodes 489 amino acids. The transcript is spliced from 7 exons. NCBI's taxonomy places the organism in Eukaryota, Metazoa, Arthropoda, Collembola, Entomobryomorpha, Isotomidae. The record is from RefSeq and is a predicted model, not a curated record.